Messenger RNA from Toxorhynchites rutilus septentrionalis, 1365 nucleotides. RefSeq lists its product as uncharacterized. The transcript is spliced from 2 exons. The coding region runs from base 101 to 1198 and encodes 365 amino acids. Gene Ontology annotation, molecular function: nucleic acid binding. Lineage: Eukaryota; Metazoa; Arthropoda; Insecta; Diptera; Culicidae. The record is from RefSeq and is a predicted model, not a curated record.
UCAACCCGGAUUGGUUUAUAAUUUUCUCGCUCUCACUGCAGUAAACAUUAGUAUUAAAUUGGAUAAUCAUAAGUAUAUUUUACUAAACAAUUGCUUCAUCAUGUUCGAACCGGAUUUCACAAAUAGCUCGAUGGAGCCUGAGCAAUAUUAUUCCGACGAUGACGAAUAUAUGUACCAAGAACCGGAUGGAUUCGGUUCUACUAACGGCUCCGCCUGUUCAGCGAUACACCAAGAAAUGGAAUGCAACACGUAUAUGCAGGAUGUACGUAACUCCACGAGUGAUCCUCGCUGUGACCUAAACUGGCCGCUCGCCAGUCUUUGUCCGGUAUAUGUGGCAAAUUUUCGUGAUGAGCACAUUCGUCGAAGGGAUCAAAGAAUUCGAGAAUACUUUGCGACAAAAGGAUUAUAUGUACGGUGCUGGUUUCACCGUACAGAUGAAUACUAUUUGAACUUUCAAAACAAAGCGGGAUUGAUCGAUAUGCUGGUAUAUUUUUCUACGGAAGAAGAAGCACAACAAGCAAUCAGAUACUGCCAUCGGGAUAGAUAUAAAGGUUAUAUUCUAAAUGUGUUUCCGGGUAGAGAGCCGGAAUAUUUCCCGACAAAUCGCAGUAUAUAUUAUAGGAACAUGAAAUCUGGACGUGUGCACAGCGAGGAGUUCAUGGAACGUCGUGUCAGACGGUACGGAUCGGUAAAGUGUGUCGUAAAAUUUGAUACGACAACAGGAGCGGCGGAGUUUGAGACCAAUAGCGAUAUGAUGAAAGUUUGGAAUCGUGAAAAAUUAUGGAUACCGUUGGCUAUGCCAUGCAACGUUAAAAAGCAGCGCUUCCUAGAGGAUGACUUAAGAUCACAAAUUGCUGAUCAUCUGCAAAAAAGGCCCGACUUUUUAGGAUUGUAUGAAAGGGAUCCUAUUUGGGAAAUGUUGCAACGGGGCGAAAUACCCAAAUUACCCAAGAAUAGCAAGCAACACAGUGUACAACCAUUGCGACGUGGACCAUCGAAGGACGCACAAUAUGGUCGGCUUCAGAGAAAAACGCUCCAGCAGAGAAAACAAAUUGAAAAAGAUCUUUUGCGUGGCGUAUUGCCGUCAUGUCGACAGAAACAUAAGAACGCAAAGAUUCGUUUCAGAAAAUUGGUUGAGCAAGUCAAACAGGAGUUGUGUUCAGCCGGGAUGCGAACUACUAAGCUGAUUAAUAUAUAACGUUCGACCGAUUUUUUUUUCUAUAGAAUUUGAACUUGAAAAGAUCGUGCGCCACUUUAGUUUAUCCAUUUGUUGAGUUUUAUUUGCUGAAUUUACACAAUGCUUGAUUUACGGCUAAUGAAUUGAAAUUUGUAAGUCAUUGAUUUUUAAUAAAAUCAAUAAUCGCU